Messenger RNA from Limulus polyphemus (Atlantic horseshoe crab), 4323 nucleotides. RefSeq lists its product as uncharacterized. Bases 245 to 1537 code for a protein of 430 amino acids. The transcript is spliced from 2 exons. The record is from RefSeq and is a predicted model, not a curated record. NCBI's taxonomy places the organism in Eukaryota, Metazoa, Arthropoda, Merostomata, Xiphosura, Limulidae. Gene Ontology annotation, molecular function: transcription regulator activity. Gene Ontology annotation, cellular component: nucleus.
CCUCGUGAGUCGUGAGCGUCAGUUAACCGAAGUCGGUAACGUUCGUAGGGCACUGAGACUGUGAGUUACUAUGCUUUUAUUUCACGCGUCGUUUUGUUAGUUUCGUUACUGCUUUUGCCUUAAAAAUUUCACCACUUACAACUAGAUUAUCCAGUUCAGAAAGACGAUAUAAUUUUACUUUACGUAUUGUUAAUGUUUGAUAUUGGAAGUGAAUCCCCGAGAUUGUCCAGCGUGUGCUUAUCGCAUGGGUGUUGAGAUUUCCCCAGCGCACUAUCCCCAACUAGACAUCAAGAGUGUUACAACUCCCGUCACCAAUGUAGCAGUCAGUAUGUACGAUUCUCAGGCCCACGGCGCCAAACGGAAAUUUGGCGAAGAUUCAGAAAUGGAACCACUGGAUUCCAAACAAUCCUACUCCAGCCAACGGAAGUUGGUGCUUAAUAUGAGCAUUUGUAAAUUGAAUAGACUGCCCAUGAGACAGACACUAAGUCUCAGACGUUCUGUUCUUAUUUACAAUACUAUGCGUAUUAUCCAAAGAGAAUGUGAACAGGAAGGAGUAAAAAUGAAUUACGGUUCUAAUGGCCAUAUCAUGCGUUCCCCUCAUAGCCUCCAGAUCAUGACCCUUGAUCCGCCUCCUGAUCAUACACUUGUCAAACCAGAUGGAAUCCCACAAAAAUCUUAUAUUCCUCUUUAUGAUAACUCAAAAUCCUCUUCCUCUCCAUCAACGACAGACAUCGACAGAAUGAGAAUGGAUAUUGAAGACUGCAACUUAGCGAGGUCUUCAGAAAUGGAAGAUAUACGUUGCAGUUACUUAAACAAUGUUUUGGCAACAGUGGAAAACAAUCUUAGUCAGAGUUCCCAGUCUGCAAAGACUUCAGCUGAAGGAAGUGAUGUACGCAACGACAGCCAACCUGAUGAUGAUAACGAAAGGUACAUAAUGGACCUUGACGCUUCCUCUGCUAAACUGACCCCUUUAAUCAAGACGCUAUGCGAUUGUCUCGAUUCUGGUGCCUUAUGGAACGAAGAAGGAGAUAGACUAACCAUUCUAAACUGGAGUUCAGUUCUAAAUUUUAGUUCCUCGAUAAACAAUAAUGCUGAAACAACUGCCAUUGAUGGAAAUUUUACCAUUGACUACCAUUGUAACUCUCCUUGCAUUGGAAGUUCGAAUUCAGCAGUUAGUCUUGGGACAUCAAUAGAAUCCUCCCAACUUCAAACACUCACGCCAGUUACCAGCAGUCCAUUGAUGACCGUCAUGACAUCAUUGUCUUCUGUAGUUACGCCUGAAGAUAAAGUUAACACAAGCCCAACUUCAAGUCCUUCAAUUAGCUCAUUAUCCCCUGUAACCAUUGGCAGUUCCAGUGGUUUAAGCUCAGGGGAAGAAAUUUUUGGAGAUAUUGAUCUGUCGCUGUACGACUUUGAUGUAUAUUCACCACUGUCUUCACCCAACGUGAAACUAGCUCCAGUAAGCGCCGAAGACCUCUUGAGGUUUUUGGUAGAUAGUGGUCAUUCACCAUACCAGGUCACUACUGUGGUCUCGUGAUUCGAACAUGCUUGAAAAUGGAUUUUAACUUAUUUUCGAAACUUUUAAUUUCCACAGAUUAUUUUAACUUGUAAAUAUAUAUUUUUUAUGUAUAUUCUUAAAUAUUGUUUUUAGUUGUGUCCACAGCAGUCAACAUCAAAUGGCAAGACCUCUCAAUCUAAGUGUGAGAGCCAUUUUGUACAAACUAUAACGUUUGACUUAGUCAAUCCUAAUUACAGUCUGAUGUCGCAUUAACCUCAUCUGAUGGUAGUCAAACUUUAUAAUACUGAACUCCUGGUAUAACCUUGGAGUAGUAUGUGAAAUAAGGGACCACAUAACUGCUCUAAAACAUAAUAGUUUGGAUACAGACGUACAUCUCUUGCCAGUUGUCUUUUAAAGCCAUUUUGGCUGUCUAAUCUACUGCUACUCUGAUAAUUCAAAAUUAAUUCAGUUAGCACAAACUUACGUUAAAACAACACGAUUUGUAUUCUGUGGAACACAAGCCUGGUUUUGAAUGUUUACAACAUAAAUUAAAGUUACAAACAACAGUCAUUGUGGUUUAACACAAGUGUUAGACCAUGUACAAUAUUUGUGUAGAAUUUUAUAUAUCUACAUCCAGUGACUUCAUAAUAUAAUAAUGAAUUUAAAUAAACAAUUUUGUAUCGAAAACCGCACGUCAUUUGCGUUGUUAGAAACACGCUAAAUGUGUGCGCUAAUAUCGUUACAACACGCAUCAGUGGUGUUAUAGAUCACAAGUUUAUGUUUGGUGAACACAGUUUGUCUUAACUUAUAAGAACGUUUUCCAUAUUGUAAUUACAUUUGAUAAUACUAGCGUAGUGAGGGGGGGGGGGGGCAUUUGCCUCCGAGCGCCAGGUUCGAGGGCGUCAAAUUAACAACCAGUUUACCCCAGAAUUUAGCUGUUCCCACAAGACUAGAGCUCAUUGUAUUUCAAAGACCAGAUAAUCAUGACAAUAUGGUGAGAUCAGUAGCAUGGUAGAUAAAGUAAGAGUGUAAAGGGCGGGGGUGCCAAAUUAUGUACUGCCCCCAGUCGCCAGCCACCCUCACUACAUGCCACUGUAUUUCUAAUUAUUUAAUAUUAAAAUUAACUUCCCAGAAUUUUAAAAAUAGUAACAAAGUUAUUGAAGUUUGUGGUACCAGUAAAUGUGCCAAAUGAAUAAGGAAUUACCUGUAAGAGUUGAACAAAGUGCUAGUGUGUAAUGGGAACAUUCGAAUGCGGUGUUGGUUUAAUGAGCAUUAAAUAAGGGAUGAAAGACGCAUAACCUAAUUUUCAGUCAUAUUAUAGUAAAAUCUGUGAAGUGCGUCUACAUAUAUUUUUUUUACUGAAAGGUGUUACCCAUGGUUCACUAUCAACGAGCUCUUAAUUGAAAGUACGAGCUUCGUUAACGCGACUACUCGAAGCGUCCGAGAACUAAAGUAUAUCGCGUUAAGUUUGCACCUUGUGGACAAGAGAAUCGCAGUAUUAAACUUCUCUUGCGAGUAUCCUGAAACUUCAAAACUCGCCAAACCUAACGUGUUCAUACGUGCGAGUAAAGGGGAGUUUGUAUGUGAAUAUAACUGAUAAAAUUUCAGAAGUUUUCAAUAAGAAAAAAAAAGUAUAUAUUUUAACCAAUAGUAUUCCGUAGUAUAUUUAUAAUUGUAAAUACAUGUUAAAUUUUCACAUACGGUACAAAGUGUCGCUGCUUUACAGAUUGUUGAUACUAUGCUCAAGUUCAUCCGGUUAAUUCUGAGCAUACUGUUGUGGAAUUAUAUUCUCUACAAGUAAUUGUUUUAUUACACUUUUUUACAUCUUGUUGAUCACGAAUCUGUCCAGUUCAAAAAUAUUCUAUACCGUCGGGAAGUGUCGCAUAUUUUCCCAACUAUCCACGAGUUUUUGUUUUGUGUUUAGUAGUUAAUGUACAUCUGACAAUAGUUUACCAUUCAAAAUAACUUCAAGACGAAGACUUGUGUAAUUUGCUAUCGUGAAUUCGAAAAAUUAAACCUUUUGUCAGGUCUCAGUUUACUACUACUGCCUAUAUUUGAAGACAUUAAGAAGGUUAUAUAGACAAAGACACAUGUUUACGUAUAUUUGCAGGAGGUUUCUUACGAUGUUUCAUCAUGACAGCUAGGCUACGAUUUUAAUAGGAAUAAUUAUCACAAAAGCAUGCUCAUAGCCUCCGUUUCACACCGAUAUUGUAGUAAAAUAAAAUCGUGUUCCGAAAUGUAUGUAACGUUCUCUCCCUUUCUUUGUACAUAUACAAGUUUGUGUAUAUAAGACAGUUUAAGAAUUAAACACUUUUGUGAUUUGAACAUAAUAUGAAAGUGAUUUUGUAGUAAUUUCAUAAGAAAAAAACAGAAAGAUGAAGGACACCCUUAUUGUGUAAAAAGAGGGGAAUCGACGGAUCACUUAACUAUAUGUUAAUUUAAAACUUUUGCGUUGAACAGUGAAAUCAUUAGUUUUUUUUUUUAGAAAUGAAAUACACUACACUAUUAAAAUAAACAGCCUUAUGAACCAGAUUAUAAAUAUAGUGUGUAUCCUACCCAUAUAAGACAAUCUAUUAUAACCCUAAUUAUUUUUAAUGGAGUAGUAAAAUCAUACCGUAAGGUCAGUUGUGUCAGAAAUACUUGUAGCUCCUUUGUAGAAAUUCAUUUUGUUUAUAAUGUUAUUUGUUUGUAAAUAACUACGUAUACAUGUUAUUUAUAUGUUUAAGAAAAUAUAUCUGUACGUGUGUGUACAUGAGAAGCAGUUUGUCAUUUUAUUCUUACAAUCUUUGUAUAUGAUUGCUGUUCUAAAGGUUUUUAUAAUUAUA